AUGAGGAAUAAUGCAACAUUAAAAACAGAAGACAUCUGCGCUUUAAAUGUGCUAAUGAGUGAAGGUAUAAUUAUUCUCGUUCUAAAUAUAUCACUGGUACUGGUCGUGGUUCGUUCAAAAAAAAUCAGAAAAAGCAUUGGCGACAUUGUACUGAUUAAUUUACUUAUAUCUCAUGCUGUGGAAGGGGUGUUUGCAAUAUGGAUAGAAGUGGCUGGUUUAAAUUUCAACAUUACCAAUACAGAAAAGCGCGCAUUACUUGUCAACCUGUUCGUUGCAAAUUCCUUGCUUGGCUGCCUAAACAAUCUAACAUUUACAGCUGACAGAGUUUUAGCAAUUAGCUGGCCAUACUUACAUCAGAGAUUAAAAUUGAGGAACGUUCUUAUGAUAUGUUGUGUUCCAUGGUUAAUCUCGUGCAUUUUCUUGUCACUUGCAUUUUUGUUGGACUUUUCAGAGGAAACAGGAGAUGUUAUUACAAUAAUCUUAGUAUCAAUAAUGUCUCUAGUGUUGAUAGUAUCAAAUACAAUAAUAUACAGAGUUGUAUUAAAACAUGUGAAAGAAAUCACAAAGACAACUGUGGGUAUUGAAUAUACAGUUUAUGAAAAUCAGGACACGUCGCUAGAGAACAUUCAUUCUAUCCAGAUACAGAAAGAUAUUACUAAAGUUGAGGAUAAACCUAAAUUAAGGUACACCGAGAACAAAAUAAAAUCACAACAUAAAAAGAUCGAGAAAAAACGUCUGCGUUCUGCAUAUAUAUGUUCUGGUAUUGUUGCUUCUUAUAUUGUUUGUUGGUUGCCCCAUAUGAUUCACGAUAUUAUCAAAACCACGACCUUAACCUCUUCCCUAUUAUAUUCAGGAAAUUGUUAUUCAAGGGUUACAUUAUUUGUUGCGUUUCUCAACCCCAUAAUUGAUCCAUUAAUAUGGGCAUCGCUAAACAGAAACAUUAGAAAGGAGGUGAAAAAACAGAUUCGUUGCACUCGGAAAGCAUGUACAUAA
Hydractinia symbiolongicarpus is the source of this 993-nucleotide messenger RNA. RefSeq lists its product as uncharacterized. The record is from RefSeq and is a predicted model, not a curated record. Gene Ontology annotation, biological process: G protein-coupled receptor signaling pathway. Gene Ontology annotation, molecular function: G protein-coupled receptor activity; peptide binding. The coding region runs from base 1 to 993 and encodes 330 amino acids. NCBI's taxonomy places the organism in Eukaryota, Metazoa, Cnidaria, Hydrozoa, Anthoathecata, Hydractiniidae. The transcript has a single exon. Gene Ontology annotation, cellular component: membrane.